Messenger RNA from Babesia ovata, 666 nucleotides. RefSeq names its product DNA polymerase alpha subunit, putative. The transcript has a single exon. The coding region runs from base 1 to 666 and encodes 221 amino acids. The record is from RefSeq and is a predicted model, not a curated record. Lineage: Eukaryota; Apicomplexa; Aconoidasida; Piroplasmida; Babesiidae.
AUGUCGGCUUAUUGUCUAGAUACUGUUCGGCCGCUUAUCCAUCUGCUAAACUGCAACCGUUUUGGUGCUGAUGGUGGCUUAGAGCCGGAAAUGUGUUUCUGUAUAUGGAAAAAAUUCAUAUACGAUGUUCGAAUGUUGUUUGUCAUAAUUAAGUCAGCAAAAUGCCAACAAAAGUAUUUAUUUCCACCACGCAUUGUUGAUAGUUUUGGUCAGCAGCAGUCAACUUCGUUGCGGUACCGUUCAGAAGAACUUAUACCAGGAACGGUUAGACUUCAGGCACACCUCUUCGAAAUUGCCACCGAAUCCCUGUUUGGUGUCAUGCCACGCGAGCGUGUCGAAUGCACCCUCGGCAACGUCUCCGACCCAGGAGAGGUCGCCCUGCACUCCACACUCGAAGCGUUUGUCUUCGGAUACCACGGUACAGAACUUGUUGCGCGCGGCAUCCAGCAGAAUGACUCCCGAUUCUACGACUUCACGUAUCUUGGGGGUGGACUGCGACUCCGGCAGGCGUACCAGCUGGACGUCCGCCGUGGGCACCGAGGCACCGGAUGCCUCGGGGUCACUGAACUCGUUGGAGAAGACGCUGCCGAUGCGCGCCCCGUGAACGAACUGAGCCAAUCGUUCCAGCACCUUCUUUUCGUCGAAAGUUUUGUGCGCAUCGCCUAA